Molecule: messenger RNA, 777 nt
Organism: Papilio polytes (common Mormon)
Lineage: Eukaryota; Metazoa; Arthropoda; Insecta; Lepidoptera; Papilionidae
Gene: AST-A
Product: helicostatins
Exons: 4
Coding region: 62-724 (220 amino acids)
Molecular function (GO): neuropeptide hormone activity
Source: RefSeq, a predicted model, not a curated record
GUCCGCCGGCGUGCACCGCAUGCCACGUUGAUACUAAGUGUAGUGAAGGAUACGAUUCAGAAUGAUGAACUCCAUAAUUCUCGUCCUUUGCCUUGGAGCCGUAUUCUGCACUCCUGAAAGCGUUCGUAAUGACGACACGCAUGGAACCCAGGACGCUCAGGACAUGCAGGUUGCCCAUGCAGAGCAUACCGCCCCGCUAGAGAAGAGGUCCCCGCGGUACGACUUCGGCUUGGGGAAGCGGGCUUACAGCUACGUGUCUGAAUACAAACGGCUGCCAGUCUAUAACUUCGGAUUGGGGAAGAGAUCACGACUCUACUCGUUUGGUCUUGGCAAGCGCUCCGUGGAUGAAGAUCAGAGCAACGAAGAAUUCGUUUCCGACAUGGAUCAGGCCCAAGCUCCAGAGAUCUUUGAACAGUACGAAGACCCGGCAGUUUACGAGAUCAAGCGCGCCAGACCGUACAGUUUCGGUCUCGGGAAACGGCUCGCUGAAGAUGAGGAAAACGAAGAGAAACGCGCUCGCAUGUACGACUUCGGUCUGGGGAAAAGACCGCAACUCUACAGCUUCGGUCUGGGGAAGCGGGCCAGGAGUUACAACUUCGGUCUGGGGAAACGACUCAGCAAAUUCAACUUCGGUCUGGGGAAGAGAGAGCGCGAUAUGCACCGGUUCAGCUUCGGUCUCGGCAAACGAUCUGAUGUAAUGGAAAGCGACUACGAGGAAGUAUAAAUAAAACAUCAUUUUACUUACAGAUGAAGUUUACGUGAAUUAUUAAAAAUUAU